Molecule: messenger RNA, 1565 nt
Organism: Linepithema humile (Argentine ant)
Lineage: Eukaryota; Metazoa; Arthropoda; Insecta; Hymenoptera; Formicidae
Product: THAP domain-containing protein 1-like
Molecular function (GO): sequence-specific DNA binding
Source: RefSeq, a predicted model, not a curated record
UUUUAUUUUUGUAAUGGAAAGAGCCUUGAAGGAGUGGGAAUGUACCACUGUGGAAAAGAGAGAACUAUAUUGGACGGGGACGUUUAUUUCAUAUCUGCUUUAUUUUUGACACUGAACUACAGUAUAGUAGUUUAUAUGCUCAAUUAAAAUGGUGAAAAAUUGUGUUGUAAAAAAGUGCACAAAUACUUGGUUUCCAAAUAGUAAUGUUUCAUACUACAGAUUUCCUUGGUCUGAUAAAGAUCGUCUGGAUCAAUGGUUGGAUGUUGUUCCAAUCAAGAAUCACAUUAGCAAAUAUUCAGUAAUAUGCAGUGCACAUUUUAAAGAUUCUGACUUUCAAAGAGACAGAAUUCCUCGAGUUUUGAAUAAAAAUGCUGUGCCCAGUCAAUUUGACUAUGAUGUACACAUUGAAGCUCACUCGAAUGAGAAAAGAAAUUUUUCUCCACCAUCAAUACCUUCAAGUACAAAUACAUUAAUUAUUGAUAAUGUUAUUGAAAUUUCUUCAUCUAAUGUAAAAUCUUCAACUGAUUCAAAUUUAAUGAGUUUUUCUGUAUCUCCAAAUACACCAAUUAUUGGCUCUGCAAAAACUGUUAAUUUGAAUGAAAGCAUACGAUUGAUAACUAUUUCAAAUAACAGUGAAUAUUUUCCUUCAGAGGAGCAUAACUAUAAUAAACAAAAACCAACAAUAAAGAAUGCUGCUACGCAAAUGACUAACCACAAAAAAUUCCCCACUGAGAAAGAAAUUAGAAUGCGACGUAUAAUAAAAAUUCUUCAAUCAAGAUUACGUCGCCGGGAACUGAAACUAAAGUAUAUGACUCAAGUGAUAAAUCUUCUAAAGAAGAAAGGUAAAUGUACUGAAACAUUGCAGUUGGAAACAUUGGUUUUGCAAAAAUUUUCAAAUUUAAAUGAUCAUGAUUAUGUUACAAAUGAAAGUGAGAACAAUUGCAAGACUAAGAGUAACAUAAUUUUUGCUGAUAUUGUCAAUAAUGUAAUUAAUAAUAAUGAUAAAAGUAAAACUCGGUUUCGAUAUACUGAUAAAAUAAAGGAGUUUGCCUCGACGAUUUAUUUUUAUUCACCAAAAGCGUAUGAAUACCUGCGGGAUAUAUUACAUUUACCAGAUAUGUCUGUUCUCCGAAAAAUAAAAAAGCAUCAUGCAAAACAAGAUUUGUGAAUAGCGUUUUUGAUUUUCUGAAAGCAGAAGAAAUGCACUUUGGUUAUAUUCAUGAUAGUCUCAUUUUUGAUGAAAUGACAAUUUGAAAUUGCGUUUUAAUAGAUCAAAAAGAAAACAAACUUCGAGGCAUCAUAGAUUGUGGCAAUGUUGUUAAAAAAAUAACUUAUAAUGAUUUUAAUAGUGAUAGAUUAAUCUAGUGAUAGAAAUGCAAUAACCUUGUAAUUUAGAUAUUUAAGUUUAUCAUCAAUCGAUCACUAUGUGUAAUGUUUAUACCUUAAGGCGGUAUGAGUUAAUCGCCAGCGCCAUCUGUACUCUUUACUUCCAAAUAAAAAGAGAAAAGAUAUGAUAUAACACACUUAACCCAAAAUUAACAUUAAAUAAAAGCAAUAUAUAUUUA